AUGCUGCGCUUUUUGUUCUUGUUGGGCCCGACCUUACUUUUUUUUUUUUUUAAUUUAUUUUUUCUCUGUCGACGGUGUUUUGACGCAUACCGCGUAAAGCAAAGAGUCUCACGCAUGAGUGUUGUGCCGGGGGUGAGGGGGACCGGCGUCGAGGAGACGAGGGAGCCUUCUUUUUUGCAGGAGCUCGGUGAAGUGCCGAGGUGUACCGCGGCAGCGCCGGCCCGACUCCGAGGAGACCCGUGGCGGUACUUGGUGGGAAUAACCUUCUGCCUUCUAUCCAUAUCGAAUGCCAUGCAAUGGAUUACAUUCGGCGCCAUUGUGGAUGAGGUUCGCCUGUACUUCAACAUGAGUUCUGUGCAGGUGAACCAUCUUGCCACCACGUACGUCAUUGCGUACGUAUCUAUUGUGUUCUUAAGCUGCAAACUCUACGAGUUAACGGGGCUGAAGGUUGGAAUUGUGAUUGCAGCUGCGGCGAAUACCAUUGGAUCUUCACUUAAACUUGUCGCGGUUUACGCAUGGCCUAACAUGACCCUGCUAUACAUGGCGCAGGUGCUGAAUUCCAUUACGGAAGUCCUCACAAUUGCCACCCCGCCACUCAUUGCGAAUCGUUGGUUUCCGGAAGGCCAGCGCAUGAUCGCCAACACCGUUUUGAGUAGUGCACUCAACUUGGGCUGUGGUGUAGGUGUGUUGGUUCCAACUUUCUUCGUAACGCCGGAGAAGCAGGAGCGUAAACACUUUGCAAACCUUUUUUGGUUUCAGUUUUCAUUGUGCGCGUGCGUGCUGCUAAUGGCGAUCUUUUUUGUCCCGUCUCGCCCGCGCUACAUGGCAAGCUAUGCCGCAGCACGACAACAGAGGGGCGAGGAAAAACGCUUGAAGGCUGUUCGGGACAUUUUUAAAGGUCACAUAGGCCAGAGUGACGGCGAGCUGGAACAACACGAGCAUGAACAGCAACAAGAUUCCGAACAACCACCACCACAACAACAACAACAUCAGGGGCCUGAGGAAGAGGGAGACACUUAUCUCACGGAUGAAAAUGAUGAGCAGGAAGUGCAGCCAAUCAACGUGUUUUCUACCAUCAUGGAUUCGCUCCGCAUGCUGAAGAAGAAUCCCUCCUUUGCAUUUCUUAUGAUUGCCAGCGCGGCUGAACUUGGUCUUAUAUGGGCUGUCGCUACUGUACUGCCUCAGUGUUUAAGUCCAUUUGGCGUCUCAGAAGUAGAGAGUGGGUGGAUUAGCUUUUUGAAUCUUGUCUUUGGUACUAUUGUUGCACCAUUUUUUACGCAUUUUGUUGAACGUAAGCGUCAGUAUAAAACCGUACUUGUCUUCAUUGCUAUGCUCCUUACUAUUAACAUGUCCAUAUUUGUUUUCAUGCUGGUGUUUGGUCCAUCUCCGCAUGAAAAUCGAACGUACUAUGUCGUUGCGGCAUUUAUUCUCUGGGGCGGCGUGGCUGGCCUCUGUCAGAAUUUUAUUAUGCCACUUAUGUUUGAGUUUGUUAUUGAGCUCACGUUCCCAAUGGCGGAGUCAACAAGUGCGCCUACACUGAUGUGGGCAGCAUGCUUAUCAAAUUUGAUUUUAACGGUUGUGUUUGGUGAAGUACUUGGGGAACAUCCAACACGAGGUGAGGCGCUCAAUGUUUUUAUGGGGGCAACACUUGUGUGUUUUUUUGGUGGUCUUGCACUUUUGUUGGUGUACCCGUACGGACGACGGCGUGAGUAUGAGCUUCUCAUGAAGGAGAGAGACGAAACCCAGCAGUUUUCACCACCGUUGCAGGAGUAA
Molecule: messenger RNA, 1773 nt
Organism: Trypanosoma cruzi
Lineage: Eukaryota; Euglenozoa; Kinetoplastea; Trypanosomatida; Trypanosomatidae
Product: MFS transporter, putative
Exons: 1
Coding region: 1-1773 (590 amino acids)
Biological process (GO): transmembrane transport
Cellular component (GO): membrane
Molecular function (GO): transmembrane transporter activity
Source: RefSeq, a predicted model, not a curated record